Molecule: messenger RNA, 3056 nt
Organism: Osmerus eperlanus (European smelt)
Lineage: Eukaryota; Metazoa; Chordata; Actinopteri; Osmeriformes; Osmeridae
Product: interleukin-1 receptor-like 1
Exons: 11
Coding region: 305-2164 (619 amino acids)
Biological process (GO): signal transduction
Molecular function (GO): interleukin-1 receptor activity
Source: RefSeq, a predicted model, not a curated record
GCUCUGCUAGUAUGCCAGAUGCUAAUAAUUUUCCGGCGUCUGCAGGCUACUGUCCUAUUUAAAAAUCCACUUGCCCGACCAAAUGUAAUAUACGAUUUUACUCUACAAUAAAAUGUGAGUUUUUUCUAUUAUAUAUCCGACUCUUGCGGUUGUGGUAAGAUUUUUUUAAGACUUGGGAGGAGCCCCGCACUCAUGCAUCGACUUUCACCUGCAAGAGGCUCAUACAGGCAUUCUACUGCCGACUUACAAGUGUGUUUUAUUAAUGACGGACGUACUGUAGCUACAACAUCUCUAUUGAGAGUAAAUGGUUUCUUGUCUGAGACAGGAUUUUUCCAAAGACAUGGGUUGGCUCCAGAACUUUCUCCUCCUCUCAGCCCUCAGCCUCAUCAGCAGCUCCUCAGCAGCAGGUGAGGGCUGUAAGGAGUAUGGCCUGCAGUUUGAGCGGUCAUUCUCAGUCGUAGGGGAGGCUGCCAUGUUGAACUGCACCCUGGUAGCCCCUGAGGUGUUUGACUUUUGGAAUGUCUCCUACAACAUCCACUGGUACAGCGAGGAGACACUGGAGCUGGGCCAGGCUACAGAACGAACUUUUGUGAGGGGCACCACUCUGUGGUUCCUCAAUGCUUUGCCGCAGGACACAGGAAAAUACUUGUGUGUUGUGAGAACUCCAACCCAGUGUUUCUCUCAGACCACCUCACUGAUCGUAAACCAAACCAACUCACACUGUGAUCGUCCAGAUACACACACCCAGUACCUGACGAACAGUGUCUUUGGCGAAAUGGUCUGUCCCUUGAAGGACAUGAAAACGGAAUUAGGAGAUUCUUACUCCUUCAAGUGGUACAAGGACUGUCAGCCUAUUGAAACAGACGACAAGUUCAUGUAUCGUGAUGACAACCAGAGUCUGACUGUGAAGCGUGUCGAGCCCAAGGACGGAGGCUUCUACACCUGCACUGUGACCUUUGACCUGGGGGGAAUCCCUAAAAGCAUGUCAGCCACCAUCAAAUGUGAAGUGAAAGAGGAAUAUGUUCUUCGACCCAGAAUAGUGGUGCCUACUAAUGAGUCGGUCAAGGCAGAGUUAGGGUCAAAGUUCAGCAAGGAGUGUCGUGUGUUUGUUCCGUGUGUGGGAGAACACUGGGUGAGUGUGUUUUGGCUGGCCAGCGGUGCUGAUGACUACAUCCCCAAAGACUCCACACAGAGAGUCUUCCACCAAACACAACCGGACCAGAGACAGGUUGACGGGGAAAAGGGUGUGUGGCUGAAUCACCUGCUGACGUUCUCUGAAGUGAAGCAGGAAGACUUCUAUGUCAACUACUCAUGUGAUGUUAUCAGUUCCCAUAAUUUUGUGGGGGCACAGUUCACACUCCUGCCGGCAGAUCCCAACCUGAUGCUUCCUGUCGGCCUGCUGUUAGGCUGCCUGGCUCUGAACUUCACUGCUGCUGUGGUCUUCUACUACCUGUUCAAGAUCCACAUUGUGCUCUGCUUCCGGGGAGUCUUCCCCUUCCUCUACACAGAAGCAGAUGCUGAUGGGAAGCUGUACGACGCCUAUGUGGCGUAUCCUCGGCUGCUCCCUGGAGACAGAGCCAACAAGGAGGUGGAGGGGUUUGCCCUCCACACGAUGCCCCAGGUGCUGGAGGGGAAGUGUGGCUACAAACUCUUCAUACCGGGGCGAGACAACCUACCAGGGGAGGCUGUGGUAGACUUGGUGGAGGAGAGGAUACGGGCCAGCCGGCGUCUCCUGAUUCUCUAUUCCGCCUCUGCAUUCAGCAGCAGUGAUGUCAGCGCUGUCUCUGAGGCGUGGCAGCAUUGGUACGAGCGAGAGACGGCCAUGCACCACGCCCUGCUGGAGGGCAGUCUGCGUGUGGUGCUGCUGGAGCUGGAGGAGCUCCACCCCGCCCAACUGGCCGUCCUCCCACCCUCGCUACGCCAGCUACGGAAGAAGCAGGGCGUCGUUCGUGUCCGUAAGAACCACACGGCCCGCAGGACCACCAGGAGGCCGGGGGGGUGGAGUCUGGCAAGUGGGGAGGAGGCGCGGCAGGAGGGGGUGCAAGGCCUGGUAACACCCCCUCUGUGUCCGUCGUCACGGUUUUGGAAGGAGCUGAGGUAUCACAUGCCAGUCAGGGGCAAGAGGACGCCAUGUUCUGAGAGGGAAACACUAGGGAACGUGUAAAUCCCCCCGUGCCAGAACACUGGAGCAGGAAAGACGGAUGACUGAAAUAAGGUAUAGAUAAAUGAAUGGACGGAUAGAUGGAGUAAUGAAGGGAUGGACUGACAAAUUGACAGACGGAGGGAUGGACGAAUUGAGAUUCUGACAGCAAUUCUUCCUGAAGAUCCCUGGAUUACUAAUCACUAAAUCACUGUGAAUGUGUGUUCAUAAGACAGUCUGCAUUGGAUAGUCACAGAACCUCAGAUUUCCCAUGGGGGUCCUGGGGCAUGCAUCCGCUGGAGAAAAUAAAUUGUACAUUAUUGAAUUUCUUAUUAAGUUAAAUGCAUCAAUCUGGUGUACUUGUCUGUCAAUGAAGAACUUUGUGCUAUUGUAAAAAAUAACAAAGAUUUUUAUCAAACAUUUCACAUCAGUCAUAGACGAAUGAUGACGACGACUAAAGAAUGUAUUGUGCUUAUUAAAGUUCUGUCUUAUGAGCUUAGAAGUGUGCUCAGGCUUAAACAUUGUGUCUCACACAGGGCGGGGAGAGUCAGGGGUGCGGGCGGAGAAAGAGGAACAAUCCAGACGAGUUUCCACCACAGAGUGUGGGGAAAAGGCUGUAUUUUGUGUCUCUAUCUCUUCAUUUUCAGAAACAACCUUGAAACCGGGUGGAGACGGCACUCGAGCAGGUGGGACGCGUAGGCAAAAACAACUCCCUGCUGCACAGGAGAACAAGCUCAACCCUCUUCUUGUGUUUUUUGUUUUACUGCACUGUAUAAUAUAUGCUGGGGCAGGGACAGAUAGUGAGUUGGACUUUGUGAACCAACCCAAACUCUGUUGCGGGUAGGGAAACGUAGACAACCCCAGAGCUCUGUACUUGUUGAUUUCCAACUGCUGCAUUAAAACUGAUAUUAUCGGA